AUGGCGAAGGCGAAGCCCACCAAGGGUACUAAAGGCUCGCCUAAUAAGCACCUUUCUGCCAGAAUCAACUUCCUACAGCAGGCUGCUCUUCAUUUGGCUGAGUCACACUCCGGGAAGGGUGUUCAAGAAAGCCCAAGACAUUCAGGGGAUUUGCAAAUGCACGAUGAUUCAAAGACGACCAUGAACCACAAUGACCAUCCGCCAAAUGGCCUCGCCGCUCACUUGGCUCUCCAGCUCCGCCAGGUUGCACUGAAGUCACAGAUCCGCCUACAACAUUCUACGAAGUACUUCAGCUGCAAGGUGUGCCACGCCGUUCUGGUCGACGGUUACACGUGCAAGAAUUACACGGAGAACUUGUCUCGUGGUGGUAUGAAGCCCCAUGCCGCUCUUGCUGUACACGAAUGCAAAACAUGUGGAACGAAAAAGAGGUUUCCGUUGAACUCAGCGCGGCAGUCUAGGAAGUCCAAGCGAACCGUAGUCGCUUUGCCAACGGAGAUGUUACAGCAAGUCGAGGAUUCACCUAAUAUACCGCCCGCUUGA
Molecule: messenger RNA, 540 nt
Organism: Fulvia fulva
Lineage: Eukaryota; Fungi; Ascomycota; Dothideomycetes; Mycosphaerellales; Mycosphaerellaceae
Exons: 1
Coding region: 1-540 (179 amino acids)
Biological process (GO): tRNA processing
Cellular component (GO): nucleolar ribonuclease P complex
Source: RefSeq, a predicted model, not a curated record